AUGCUCGAAUGUGUCCCGUCCGCGAAUCAAUCACCAGUAUCUGAUAGUUCUGGACCGCCACGUUUACAGAAUGAUCUCGCGUUGACCUCUACCGGAGUUGGCCGUCAACCACUUGUACCAGCAGCAAAAAGGGAUCGUAAAGGCCAUCGAAAAUCAAGACAGGGAUGUUUUAGCUGCAAGAAGAGGAAGAUCAAGUGCCAAGAAACCUAUCCCAUGUGUGACAAUUGCAAAAGACUUGGUCUGAAAUGUCAAUACAUGCAAACAAGUGCUGUCGUUCAACCUGCAACUACUCAAAUAGAGCUGAAACCUUCUUUAAACAAUACCCCGGAAUUCAGCUUGAUGGAUUUCCAGCUAUUUCAUCAUUAUCUGGUAGCAGCAUAUCCGCAUUUCCCUGUUGCAAGUGAGGAUAUAUGGUUAAAUUAUAUCACGCCGAUCAGUCAUCAGUCGUCUUUCCUCAUGCACGCCCUCCUCGGCCUCUCAGCAUCCCAUCUCAGCAAACUCUCCCCAACAUCAUACACCAGCGCCGCACAAUCCCACCGCUUGAAAGCAAGUCAAGGCCUCAAUCUCGCUCUCAGCGCCCCGCUCAAAACUAUCGAGGAAGCAGACGCUGUGGUCGCUGCUUGUAACGCGCUGCUCAUGCAGUCCUGGUAUAUGGACGACGGUCUCCAUGCGUUCUUGGUGUUAACACGCUCGUCUCACCUCGUUGCCGAUGAGGUAAGGAGACAGAACAUUCAGGCGUUGCUGGCGAAGAGCGAUCUUGAUACUUUUGUCGAGGUUAUGAGUAUGAGGUUGAAUGGGCGGAAAGCUCCGGCGUUUGAUAAAGCGUUUAUUGAGGAUGCGGUGGGAUCGUUGGAAGAGGUGAGUGGAUUGUGUAGUGAGGAGUACCAGGGAGGGUUUCGAGAGUGUUUGCUUAGUAACUUUUGCGCGCUGGAAAACACUUCGAUUGAAGCCUACCAAGCCCACGCCAACGUUUGCAAAUUCAUCGUCUCCAUCGCCUCAAAAAACUUCAUCAGUCUCUGCGAUCCUACCAACACAGUUUGUCAAAUCCUGAACGCACAUCUUGUAGCGUUACAUCUAGUUAUGCGACCUAUUUCAUGCCAGGAAAGGAAGAAGUAUACGGUUACGAUGUACCGUAUUCGGAUGAGCAAUUGGAUUGAGGAGAUUGUGAAGGGUGUGGAUGGGGGGUUUGAGAGGUAUCUGGAGUGGCCGAGGAAGGUGGGGGAGUUGCAUGCAAGGGGGGAGUUAGAUGGGUAUAUUCUGCGGAGGGGGUGA
Glarea lozoyensis ATCC 20868 is the source of this 1272-nucleotide messenger RNA. RefSeq names its product Zn2/Cys6 DNA-binding protein. The record is from RefSeq and is a predicted model, not a curated record. The transcript is spliced from 4 exons. The coding region runs from base 1 to 1272 and encodes 423 amino acids. Gene Ontology annotation, biological process: regulation of transcription by RNA polymerase II. Gene Ontology annotation, molecular function: zinc ion binding; DNA-binding transcription activator activity, RNA polymerase II-specific. Lineage: Eukaryota; Fungi; Ascomycota; Leotiomycetes; Helotiales; Helotiaceae.